Molecule: messenger RNA, 6489 nt
Organism: Antechinus flavipes (yellow-footed antechinus)
Lineage: Eukaryota; Metazoa; Chordata; Mammalia; Dasyuromorphia; Dasyuridae
Gene: ATP7B
Product: ATPase copper transporting beta
Exons: 20
Coding region: 3-3653 (1216 amino acids)
Biological process (GO): monoatomic cation transport
Cellular component (GO): membrane
Molecular function (GO): ATP binding; copper ion binding; ATPase-coupled monoatomic cation transmembrane transporter activity
Source: RefSeq, a predicted model, not a curated record
GAAUGAUUGACGUUGGAAGGUUACAGGACAAUAACCCAAAGAAAAUGCCAACUCACCUCUCCUGUAAUAAUAUUGAAGUCUGUGGGGACCAGUCCAACCCAGCUACUAGUCUACAGCUAAGAGUAGAGGGAAUGCACUGCAAAUCUUGUGUCUUGAAUAUUGAAAGAAAUAUAGCUGGACUGUCAGGUGUGCAAAAUAUUAAAGUAUCUCUAGAAAACAAAAGUGCAGAUGUUCACUUUUACCCAGCCUAUGUCACCCCACUAUCCUUGAAGCAAGCCAUUAAGGCUCUCCCACCUGGGAAUUUCAAAGUGACUCUUCCUAAAGAAGCAGAAGGUAGUGGGUUGGAGAAUUCAUUAGACAAGUUGUCUUCAAAACUUCCUCUUUCUACAGGAUCCCAAGGAAACCAAGCAGAGAGAAUGAGGACUACCGUUGUGAUUGGCAUUGAGGGCAUGACCUGUGCUUCCUGUGUGCAGUCUAUUGAGAACUUACUAUCCCAAAGGGAAGGGGUAGGGAAAGUUUCAGUCUCUUUAGCUGAACGGAUUGGAACGAUCCAUUAUAAUACCUCAGUAGUGAGCCCUGAAGAGCUAAAAGCUGCUAUUGAAGACAUGGGAUUUGAGGCAUUCAUUGAAGAAAUUGAUGUUAAGGGGUGUCACAAAAGAAACAUCUUGGGCCACUCUCCAAAGCCCUUUCCCUCAGAAUACCCACUUCACCCUAAGGCAGUGCCCUCAGAAAAAUGCUUUUUAUGUAUAACAGGCAUGACGUGUGCAUCCUGUGUCUCCAACAUAGAAAGAAAUCUACUGAAAGAAGAUGGUAUACUUUCGGUUCUGGUUGCUCUAAUGGCUGGAAAAGCAGAGGUCAAGUAUAAUCCACAAACCAUCCAGCCUCUUGAAAUAGCUCAGCUUGUCCAGAACUUGGGCUUUGAAGCUAUAAUAAUGGAAGAUUAUACUGGCUCAGAUGGCAACAUCGAGCUGAUUGUCACAGGAAUGACCUGUGCUUCAUGUGUUUAUAAUAUUGAAUCCAAGCUGACCAAAACCAAUGGCAUUCUCUAUGCCUCUGUGGCCCUUGCUACUAGCAAGGCUCACAUCAGGUUUGAUCCUGAAAUCGUGGGUCCUCGGGAUAUUAUAAAAAUUAUUGAGGGAAUCGGCUUUCAUGCUUCCCUGGCUCAGAAAAAUCCCAAUGGUCAUCAUUUGGAUCACAAGAACGAAAUCAAACAAUGGAAGAAGUCUUUCCUGUCCAGUCUGGUGUUUGGCAUCCCUGUCUUGUGCUUGAUGAUUUACAUGUUGAUACCUAGCAGCCAGCCUCACAAGUCCAUGGUAUUGGAGCACAACCUCAUCCCUGGAUUAUCUGUCUUAAAUCUCGUCUUCUUUGUGCUGUGCACUUUUGUCCAGUUCCUAGGUGGAUGGUAUUUCUAUGUCCAGGCCUACAAGUCAUUGAAACACAGGACGGCCAACAUGGAUGUGCUCAUUGUGCUGGCCACAAGCAUUGCUUAUGCCUACUCUCUUGUGAUCCUGGUGGUAGCCAUUGCUGAACAGGCAGAGAAGAGUCCUGUCACCUUCUUUGAUACACCUCCCAUGCUUUUUGUAUUCAUUGCCCUGGGGAGGUGGUUGGAACAUGUGGCAAAGAGCAAAACAUCUGAAGCCCUUGCGAAACUAAUGUCUCUUCAAGCCACAGAAGCUACUGUUGUGACAUUAGAUGAUGACAACCUAAUCAUCAGGGAGGAACAAGUGCCUAUAGAGCUGGUCCAACGGAAUGAUGUGAUCAAGGUAGUCCCUGGGGGAAAGUUCCCAGUGGAUGGAAAAGUCCUAGAAGGCAGCACCAUGGCAGAUGAGUCCCUCAUCACAGGAGAAGCAAUGCCGGUCACUAAAAAACCAGGGAGCACAGUGAUUGGCGGUUCAAUCAAUACACAUGGUUCGGUGCUAGUUACUGCCACUCAUGUUGGGUCUGACACCACAUUGGCACAAAUUGUGAAACUGGUAGAGGAAGCUCAAAUGUCAAAGGCACCCAUUCAGCAACUGGCUGACAAAUUUAGUGGAUAUUUUGUCCCAUUCAUCAUCCUCACUUCAACUGUGACAUUGGUGGUAUGGAUUGUAAUCGGUUUUAUCGAUUUUGGUGUUGUUGAAAAAUACUUUCCUAGUGCUAACAAACAUAUCUCCCAGACAGAAGUGAUCAUUCGGUUUGCAUUCCAGACGUCCAUCACAGUAUUGUGUAUUGCCUGUCCUUGUUCUCUGGGCUUGGCUACACCAACAGCAGUAAUGGUUGGAACAGGGGUGGCUGCCCAAAAUGGGAUUCUCAUCAAAGGAGGAAAGCCCCUCGAAAUGGCACACAGGAUCAAGACAGUGAUGUUUGACAAAACUGGAACCAUCACCUAUGGUGUCCCCAAAGUCAUGAGAGUUCUUCUGCUGGUCGAUAUGGUUUCCUUACCCUUGAAGAAAGUUCUGGCUGUGCUUGGGACUGCUGAAGCUAGCAGUGAGCAUCCCCUGGGUGUGGCUGUCACUAAGUACUGCAAAGAGGAACUUGGAACUGAAACCCUAGGAUACUGCAUGGACUUCCAAGCUGUCCCAGGGUGUGGAAUUGGCUGUAAAGUCAGCAAUGUGGAAGCCAUCCUGGGUCGGAGCAAAGACCCUUUAAAUGAACAGAGAAGUCGUCUGAAUGGUAUUGGCAGCUUUCCCACUGAAAAAGGUGCAGCAGCAUCCCAGACCUACUCUGUGCUGAUUGGGAACCGGGAAUGGAUGCGACGAAAUGGUUUGACUAUAUCCACUGAUGUCAGUGACGCCAUGACAAACCACGAAAUGAAGGGGCAGACCGCCAUAUUGGUGGCUAUUGAUGGUGUGCUCUGUGGGAUGGUGGCCAUAGCAGAUUCUGUCAAGCAAGAGGCAGCAUUGGCUGUCCAUAUCCUUAAAAGUAUGGGUGUGGAUGUCGUUCUGAUAACUGGAGACAACAGGAAAACUGCAAAAGCCAUCGCCACACAGGUGGGCAUUAACAGAGUAUUUGCAGAGGUCCUCCCCUCUCACAAAGUGGCCAAGAUCCAGGAGCUUCAAAACCAAGGGAAGGAAGUGGCCAUGGUAGGAGAUGGAGUGAAUGACUCUCCAGCCUUGGCGAGGGCCGAUGUCGGCAUUGCCAUCGGCACAGGGACAGAUGUGGCUAUCGAAGCCGCUGAUGUCGUCCUCAUUAGGAACGAUUUGCUAGAUGUGGUUGCUAGCAUUCAUCUUUCCAGGAGGACUGUCUGGAGAAUACGGAUAAACCUGAUCUUGGCCUUGAUUUAUAACCUAGUUGGGAUACCCAUCGCAGCAGGUGUGUUCAUGCCCCUUGGCAUUGUGCUGCAGCCCUGGAUGGGAUCCGCUGCCAUGGCCGCCUCCUCCGUGUCUGUGGUACUCUCCUCACUUCAGCUGAAGUGUUACAAGAAACCAGAUAUGGAAAAGUAUGAAGCCCAAGCCCAUGGCCGCAUGAAGCCCCUUACUCCCUCCCAGGUGAGCGUUCACAUUGGGAUGGAUGACCGGCGAAGGGACAAGGUCGCCCCGUGGGACCAGGUCAGCAACAUCAGCCAGGUGUCACUGUCCUCCCUGAUGUCGGAUUGGGGCUCUCAGGAUAGCAUCCUGGGAGCGGAUGGAGGGGACAAAUGGUCACUGCUCCCGGAUGAUCGCGGCAACGAAUAGUCCAUCUGAAAGCCGGCAGCUGUCGCAGAGCAUCGGCAGCGCGAUCAGGGUGCCGUGUUUCUCAGGAGAUCCAUGAGUUCCUACACAUAUAAAAGGAGGGGGAGAGGAAUUCUUUUGCUUCAGCUCAGCUAAAUAACUAUAGCAUCAUUUCUCCUUUGUUGGGAUGAACUGAAAUCUCUGGCAUUGGGAGCAGUUCUGAUACACUUAUUUUUGGCAACCUACGGCUUUUCCCAGAAACAAUUUUGGGCCUAGGGAAAGAGUUCUGGCCCAUGGCAACCGUCUUCAACACUGAUUUGGAAUACAUAGGGAGAAAACCUUCAGCCUCCACCAUUUCAUCAAGUCUGUUUUUGGAGAAGGAAAAACAAUCCCCUACAAAUGGGAGGAAAGCCAGUGUUCCUGGGGUUUCCCUUUUAUCAUUUGGUAUGAAUAGUAGUAGUAAAAUGUGGGAACUUACACUAGGACUAAAAAGCUGGCCAAGCUUUUCUGUAGAGUCUAUGUAAAAACUUCACAUAUCAUAUUUUUCAUUAAUGCAAGUCUUUAUGUUUAUCAUAUUGUUGAGUGUUGGAAUCUUUACAAACUGCUAAUUCAUUAGAGUUGAUAGAUUAUUGAUCUGAUCUUACAAGAAGAAGUUUUGGGCUAGAACCUGAAACAAGAUACUAAGCAGAACUAAUUGAUACAAUGCUUGUGUUUGCACCUUUACUCAUUGGAGUUCACACGUUUGGGAAAUUUCAGGGUUUUAGUAUGAGAUAUCUGAAUUUACACCUCCCUUGAAGUUCUUAGGGCCAGAGAGCACUAUGGGAGAAAACCCCAAAUCCCUCUCUCUCAUAUCCCACAAUUCCUCUCUCUCGUAUAAAAGAAGCAGACAGAGGCUCUCGGACAGAUUUCAGCUGAAUUACGCCAUAAGCCCUCUCCCCCAAGCAGUUAGCCUGUCUGGUCCCUUCCAUUCACCACUUUCUGGAUCUCUCCACAUCACCUGGUGAUUAUCUAAAGAUAGUGGAGCUGCUCGCACUGGACACUGCUCUUCUGAUCGGUUAUAAAACCUUUCUGCUGGAGCCAGUGCAUCUUUAUCAAAGAUUAAAAAAUUAAUGGUAUAGAGAACUAAAUUUAGAAGUUCUCUAGGGUUACCUGUUGCUCAAGGGAGGUAUGAAUUCACAAAGUUACACAGUUAACUUUGUGAAUCUCUCAUACUUGUGAACUCCAGUGAGUAAAGGUGUGAACACAAGCAUUGUAUCAAUUAGUUCUACUUAGUACCUUGUUUCAGGUUCUGGCCCAAAACGUCUUCUUGUAAGAUCAGAUCAAUAAUCUAUCAACUCUAAUGAGUUAGAAGUUUGUAAAGAUUCCAACAGUUGAGAACACAGUUUACCUCAAAAUGUCAUUUUCUAACAGCACGUGACCUCUUUUUCAAUUCUCAUCUCUCCUCCCCCUCCGCUCAUCACCCCUUUCCCUCUCCGGCUCUCUUCUUUCCCAAUGCUUAUAUUCUCUUAAUUUGUGGUCAUGAGCCUUUGGUCCUUUGUUCCCUACUUCUGGAAUCCCUGUAUCUGCUACAGUCUGUUCUGUCUCCUUUCUGAUGUUUCUCCAUUCUGACUUGACAAGUGUACUUCCUGGCUGAGGUGGUGCAUUCAUACAUAUGUGCCAGAUGGCUUUGGGUGAUGAGGAAUGCUUUUGUCACCUAAGGCCCCUCAAUCAUUGCUUCUCACUGCAGAGGAGUGGGGUGCAUUGUUAUGUAGCAGCAAGUGCUGCUGGGAACCUGAGAUUUUAAAGCAAAUUAAUAUCCUCUUUUUCUAGAGGUUGUAGGGCCCUGUAAAAGGGCAUAGUGGUGCCAUUCUCCUAAGCCCAAGACCCUUUUAUGGUGCUUGUGAUUGGCAAGCAGUAGGGUGAAGAGGGAAGAAGAAAUGAACAUUUUCUGUUGAAAACAAUGACUCAAAGUCACUGUUUAGGAAACCUUAAUAAAUCAUAGCCUCCUCAGCUAUUUCAUGGUCUGUGGUAGACCUACAUCAGCCCUGCCAAAAAUAGGAGGAAAGUAUUCUGGGAGAGUGAGAGACAACUGGACCCUCUCAAAUAAAAAAUGCACAUUUUUUUUCUAUUCAACAGCUACUGGCAAAUGGCAUCCAUAUCAAGAAGGCAGAUGGAUCUUGUUUUAUUGUCUAAGUUAAUUUCCUACAGCUGAUAAUUGAAGGAACCAUAUGGAAGUGGGCUGGUGGAAGGACUCCACUGGUGGAAAUAGUUAUGUGGAUCCUUUAGAGAGUGAAAUUGGAAGAUUUGAAAGAAUAAAAGGCCAUGACUAAAAGAUAGUGUGCUAUUUCAAGCCAUGAUCAAUAUUUGCCACCAAAAAACCAUUUUCAAAUGAAAAAAAAUUUACACUCUAAUUUAUGGGAAUAUGUGUGCUAUAUAAAUAAAUAUUAGUUGCACUGACAUUGAAUUGAGUUCAAAAUGGGAGUUUCAUCUGUUCAUAGGAAGCUUAAUUUUUUCCAUGUUAUGGGCUACUUUAUUUCCUUGGAGUUUUUUCCUCUGAAAUCCAGUUCUAUUUUGUUGCCUGUCCCUUUUAUCCUUUUUCAUUGUUUUCCUUUUUCACUAUUGCCUCUCCUCAGUAAAAAUGUCCACUUUUCUAGGUUAAUAAUGACAUCAUGAUGAUAAUUCUGUUGAUUUUAAAAAGCUUUAAAAACCUUAAAUGCCUUGUUUAUAUACACAUGAAAAUAUGUAAUUGUUAAAAGAAAAAGACCUCACAAAUGUGCAAUAGCUGAAGGAUUAUUUUGGGGCUGAGAGAAUGUUUACUAUUUUUGAAAUACUUAGCAUGCAACCUUAAAAUAAAGUUGUUAGCUUCUUUCCAUUUCCAAAA